AUGGUUUCUAUCAGAGGUAGCGUAAUUGCUUGGACGCACACUGUUUGUGCUGCCUCAGCAUUUAUUGCGGCCUUAGUGGUUGGAUACACAUUGCAUUUUGAAAAGAUCGUUGCUAAUGCAUGGUAUAGGUAUCCAGAUGAAUGGUUCCCAAGUGUGAGUGCUACUAUUGGUGAUAGGUACCCGGAGAGAUCUAUUUUCCAAAUUUUGAUUGCUCUAACUGCGUUACCGAGGUUUUUAUUGUUAUUCACACAUUACUAUUUGAAUCGUUCGUUAUUCACUCUUUUGGUUGGAAUUGUGAGAACGAUCACAUGCGGUGGUUGGGUAUACAUUACUAGUACGGACGAUCAUGAUGCUCAUGAUGUGUUUAUGAUUUCUUACAUAGUUUUAACUAUCCCAUGGGAUUAUAUGAUUAUCAAACACUCUCAAUAUAAGGAAUGGAAGAAAAUUUUGAUGACUGCCUUCUUCGGAACUUUGAUCCCAUUGAUCUACUGGUUUAUCCAACAUCAGGUCCAUAGAAGAGCUGGUGCUUAUUCUGUUUACGCGUAUUUCGAAUGGUCUCUGAUUGUUUUAGACAUUGCAUUUGACGCACUAGCUUGUCAAGAUUUCGAGCAAAUCAAGAUCUCUGUCUCUGAUUGGUCCGCUACUGAGGAUGAAAACAUCGUAGUUCCAACUGAAUACAUAGUUGAAACUGAAGAACAAGUCGACAUUACCGUGACUGAGACCGUUGAGGAAAAGCUGAAUGACUCUUCUGUUGAAGAACUAUCCGAUGAUGAGAACAUUCAACAGGAACAUUCCAGAUUAUUGGAAUCAAACGAUAACGAAAUUACAAUAUUGUUGAAAGAAACCGAGGAUAUCAUGUAUCCAAACGAUCUUCCUGUUCCUCCCUCUCAGGACUCGUUCAUGUACGUCAUUGUCAAUACUUUCAACUCUUUUAUGUUUUGGACUACCGUCACGUCUUUGUUCUGUAUGCUAUGGCAUUUCCCACUAUGGUAUAUGGGUAUCUCUGGAUAUGAGGCAGUUAUUCUUUCGACAUUGUCACCUGUAUUUUUGUAUAUCCCAUUGGUUACUGUUGUUGUGGACCAAUAUGGUAUGCUACUUGCCAAUGUGUUCUCGAUCGGUGCCUUCUUCAUUGAUACACCAGAAACUAGACUAUUAACCGUUGCGUUGGCUACUGCCUUAAUUGUUAUGACUUUUGCCCUAAACUUGAACUCGUUGAACAGUUCCUCCAUUGGUAAGUUCUCACUCACAUGGAUCAUGGGUUUAAUCCUUUCAGUAGUGGUCAAAAUGGGUUUCUUUACUAACAACCCACUUUGGGCUAUCAUGAAUGAAAACAAUGGUGGGCUAAAUAUUCCAGGAUUGGUCGUAUCGACUUUAUUCGCCCUAAUAACGCCAUUCACGAACUCUUGUCACUUAUGGAACAGAAGUAAAACCACGACCAGAUUGCCAUUUUUCCGAAAAUUAUUGGUGUCGACCGGUUUUGGGAGUCUUGUCUUUGCAAUUCAUCAGUCAUUGACUGAUGCCUCCACUUUGAUUUACUGGUGUUGGGAAGGUUGGAACAGCCAUAAAGGUCCAUUGGCUUGGCCUUGGGCUGGUCUCGUUUGCGUUGCUAUGAUUGGUGGUGCUUUAACCGGUAAACAAUCAUCACGUACAAUCUCUAUGACUCUUGCUAUCUCUACGCUUGCUUUAGCAGUACCUCAAGUGAAAGAAUGGUUCAGAUUCGUAUUCGGUGUAUUACCAUACGUUGUAUCCAUAAUUUGGAUUAUCCCAUCGUAUUUUGAAUUGGUAAACUAUAUUCAAUCUCCAGGAUUUUUGUCAUAUUCCUUUUUCAUCUACAUUCUAUUUGUCCUAGCCCAUGUUUGGACUGUAGCUUAUGCGUUUGUUCCAUACGGUUGGAUAUUGAGGGAGAAAUUACCACAAGUUUUAUGUUUUUCCACCACCUUCAUCCUAGCCGGAUUGAUAGAAUUUGAUAGUUUCAAACCAUAUGAAGGCAUUGCAAAAUCUUUCACCAAGAAAAUCCGCGUUGUGGCUGUAGGUCUCUUGCUUCUAACCGGAAUCUUCACAUAUCAAAUUAGGCCCACUUUGGUACCAGAACCUUAUCACCCAGAAGCAAAUUUGAUUACUGCAGGUAUCUGGACUAUUCAUUUCGGUUUCGAUAAUGAUCUAUGGGCGAGUGAAGAUAGAAUGACCCAUCUAAUCAAGGAUAUGCAACUUGAUAUUGUUGGCUUACUAGAAACUGAUACUCAGCGUAUCACCACUGGUAAUCGUGAUUUAACUGCGAAGAUGGCUCAUGAUUUGGGUAUGUAUGCUGAUUUCGGUCCAGGGCCAAACAAACAUACUUGGGGUUGUGUGCUUCUUUCGAAGUUCCCAAUCAUCAAAAGUGAACAUCAUCUAUUGCCAUCCCCAGUUGGUGAAUUGGCUCCUGCUAUCCACGCCACCAUUGAAGCAUAUGGUGAAUUGGUUGACGUAUUUGUUUUCCAUAGUGGACAGGAAGAAGAUGAAGAAGACAGAAGGUUACAGAGUGAAGCUAUGGCUGAAUUGAUGGGGUCCACUGAUAGACCUAGUAUAUUGCUAAGUUACCUGGUGACCAAGCCACAUCAAGAUAAUUAUAACAUUUAUGUCAGUGACAAAAGUCAAAUGUAUGAUAUCGAUCCAACUGACGAAGAUAGAUGGUGCGAAUAUAUUCUUUACAAAAAAUUAAAGAGAGCGGGUUAUGCAAGAGUGUCUCGUGCCACGAUUACUGAUACUGAACUCCAAGUUGCUAAAUUCCAGGUUCUACCAGAUAUUGAUGAAGUUGAUGAGGAUUAUCUAUACGGAUAUAGAAGACUUCCAACCAAAAAUGUGCAUAGAAGUUUCAAAUUCCCAAAGAAAUUCAUGGGUGAUGGUGAAAGAGGCCAUCAUUAUCACGUUUUUGAUGAACCUCGUUAUUUCAACUGA
This is a messenger RNA of Kluyveromyces lactis, 2934 nucleotides long. RefSeq names its product Cwh43p (gene CWH43). Lineage: Eukaryota; Fungi; Ascomycota; Saccharomycetes; Saccharomycetales; Saccharomycetaceae. Bases 1 to 2934 code for a protein of 977 amino acids. The record is from RefSeq and is a predicted model, not a curated record. The transcript has a single exon. Gene Ontology annotation, cellular component: endoplasmic reticulum. Gene Ontology annotation, biological process: fungal-type cell wall organization; GPI anchor biosynthetic process.